Rubroshorea leprosula is the source of this 1703-nucleotide messenger RNA. The record is from the annotation of a GenBank genome assembly. NCBI's taxonomy places the organism in Eukaryota, Viridiplantae, Streptophyta, Magnoliopsida, Malvales, Dipterocarpaceae.
GCACUCAAAACGCGCUUUUUCUUCCUCCUCUAGGGUUCCAAUCCCUCUUCGCAAGGUUUCUGUGGAGAUAAUCUGCUCAAGUUCUGUGAAGAUGAGGUCCAUAUUUGUGGGGAACUUUGAGUACGAGACUCGCCAGUCUGAGUUAGAACGUCUGUUCUCCAAGUACGGGAGGAUCGAGCGUCUCGAUAUGAAAUCUGGAACUACUAAUGGAAAAUGAGCUUCCUGCUCUCCCUCUACUCACUGAUGGCAUCACCUGCUUUUUCUUCACUCGAUCAUCUGUCACUCACUCACCUCACUUCACUGCAUGGUGGGGGAUCGUUCAAUUUUUCAUCUCAUGCCUAGCACCACUGAUUCUAGAGGAAUUACUGAAAUCUGUUGUGCCAUGCCUUCCAUUAAUGAACUGCUGUCUGACUGGUGAAGCAUACUUUUGCAAUGAUGUCUCAGACCUCAAACCUUGGAUUUUAACCUUUAACAUGCUACCUUCAUGAUUUAGUUCAUCAUGCAACACUUCUUCAUCAUUAUGUUCUUCAGCCUUCAUAUAUAUGCAGGUGUUGUAUUUUUCUUUUUAGUUGUGGUGAAAUAACUAAUCCUGUGAUAUGGAUGACGUGCUGCAGUAUGUUGUAAGACCCUUGUCAUAAGUUGUUAUUUCUGCCUCUUAUUUUAGUUUUCAUUUUGCAGGCUUUGCUUUUGUCUAUUUUGUGGAUGAUCGUGAUGCUGAAGUUGCCAUUCGUGAGCUGGAUAAUGUUCCAUUCGGUUAUGAUCGGCGUCGACUGUCUGUGGAGUGGGCCAGGGGCGAACGUGGUAGGCAUCAUGAUGAUUCUAGAUCAACAACUAAUCAGAGACCAACCAAAACCUUGUUUGUGAUAAACUUUGAUCCUAUUCGUACAAGAGAACGCGAUAUACACAGGCACUUUGAGCCAUAUGGAAAGGUUCUUAAUGUUCGAAUUAGGCGAAACUUUGCAUUUGUGCAGUUUGCAACACAAGAGGAUGCCACUAAAGCCCUUGAGGCUACACAGAGGAGCAAGUUAUUGGACAGAAUGGUUUCUGUUGAGUAUGCUUUAAGGGAUGAUGAUGAGAUGGACGAGAGACAUGAUAGCCCCAGAAGAGGAAAUUAUGGUAGGCAUGGAAUUAGUCCAUAUGGAAGGUCUCCAAGUCCAUACCAUAGGCGACCAAGUCCUGAUUAUGGCUGUGCACGGAGUCCUGCUUAUGAUCGGUACAAUGGUGCUGCACCUGCAUAUGAGAGGCACAGGAGUCCUGACCAUGGGAGGCAAAGGAGUCCUGAGCAUGUUAGAUACCGCAGGUAGUGAUUUGAAGCCAAGUAUUGUUUUUGAUAGAAAAUCUCUUUCUCAUGAAGAUCAUCUUCUGGCCUGCAUCUCUUUUAAUUUUAUUUAACAGCCGAUCACCAAUACCACGGUCAAGAAUCUGAUUGGUUAUUAUAAUCAAACCUGAUGAGGGAUGGGCUCUCAGCACAGGGUUUUCAAAAUCAAAGGAUAUGCGUGGCUCUUUGCAUAAGUGUUAUAUCCAUUGUGUAGAUAAUCAGAAUUUUCUUCUUUUUAGCAUAGCUCUUUAAACUUGGAGAUCCUCAUAUAUAAGAAAUGGUCAAUAUCUGUCUAUAUUUUCUGAUGGGAUUUACAGAUUAAUCUAUUUGGUAUAUUUGUAUGCACUAGGGAAGAAGUUAUUUACAUUAAAAGCUGUAUGUUUCU